Sporothrix brasiliensis 5110 is the source of this 1851-nucleotide messenger RNA. RefSeq names its product deoxyribodipyrimidine photo-lyase. The record is from RefSeq and is a predicted model, not a curated record. Gene Ontology annotation, biological process: entrainment of circadian clock by photoperiod; circadian regulation of gene expression. The transcript has a single exon. Gene Ontology annotation, molecular function: DNA binding; FAD binding. Gene Ontology annotation, cellular component: nucleus; cytoplasm. The coding region runs from base 1 to 1851 and encodes 616 amino acids. Lineage: Eukaryota; Fungi; Ascomycota; Sordariomycetes; Ophiostomatales; Ophiostomataceae.
AUGCCUCGACCCAAACGUGCGGCGCCCGGUGGUGGAGCCAGUCCUUCCUCAAUCGGCCAAAACGGCAAACAAUCCAAAAAGGCAAAGACGGCAACGACGUCGAGAGCGGCAAGAACGACCAACGGAUCACCGACAGCCCCCCUGAGCCAGCCAGGCCCAUCGUGCGCUGGCGAGCAACAUGGCAUCAUUCUCCGGCAAUACUAUCCGGCGGAAAUGUCAACGGCGCGCGCACAGGCGUAUGCCGACGGCGAGCUGACAACGCCGAUGCAGGCCCUGGACGCUGCCAUCGACGAGACCGCAGCACAAAUGCGCCGGGUCGAUGCCCCCAGCAGGACGAGCCCCGUCGUCCAUUGGUUCAAGUCGGAUCUGCGGGUGCACGACAACCGCGCCCUCCAUGCAGCGGCCACCUUGGCCCGCGACAACAGAGCCCCCCUCAUCUGCCUCUACGUGGUCAGCCCGCAGGACUGGGAGGCCCACAGCACGGCGGCUGUGCGCGUCGACCUGGUGCUGCGGACGCUGGCCGUGCUCAAGCGCGACCUGGCGCAGCGCAACGUGCCCCUGUGGAUCGAGACGGUGGACGACCGCCGGCAGGUGCCGCGGCGCAUCCUCGCCACGAUGGGCGCGUGGGGCGCGCGGCACCUGUUUGCCAACCUCGAGUACGAGCCCGACGAGCUGCGGCGCGAGGCCCGUCUGCUGCGCAUGGCCGCGGCCGAGGGCCGGUCGGUGGCCGUCGUCCACGACACGUGCGUCGUCCCACCGGGCCAGCUGGUCAGCGGCAGCAGCGGACGCACGUACGCCGUGUACACGCCGUGGUUCCGCGCGUGGAAGCGGUACAUCCACGACCACGAGGACGUGGUCGACCUGGUGGGCGCGCCCGCCAAGGUGCUCGACAGCGUGUGCGACGCGCUACCCACAGCACUCUUUGCCUGUCCCGUGCCCGGCGCACCCGCGGGACAGGCGCUGGCGAGCGACGACGAGCGCGCCCGUUUCCGCGACUUGUGGCCGGCGGGCGAGCAGGCGGCCGCGGCGCGUCUCGCGCGCUUCUGCGACGACCACCUGCGCGCGUACGCGCGCGACCGCGACGUGCCGGCCGCCCGGGCCACGUCCGCCCUCUCGCCGUACCUGGCCACCGGCUCGAUCAGCGCCCGCACCGUCGUCCAGACCGCCAGCGACCGCGCCGGCGCGCCGUCGCUCGACGGCGGCAGCGACGGGUUCCGCGUGUGGGUCAGCGAGGUCGCCUGGCGCGACUUUUACAAGCACGUCUUGGUGGGCUGGCCGCACGUGGCCAUGCACAAGCCGUUCAAGCCGGCCUAUGCGAACGUGGCCUGGGCCGCAGAGGACGACAACGACGGCAGCAACACCAGGUUCAUGGCAUGGACGGCCGGCCGCACGGGCUACCCGUUUGUCGACGCGGCGAUGCGGCAGCUGCGGCACGAGGGCUGGAUGCACAACCGCAGCCGCAUGGUGGUGGCCUCCUUCCUAGCCAAGGACCUGCUGGUCGACUGGCGCCGCGGCGAGCAGUGGUUCAUGCGGCACCUCGUGGACGGGGACGUGGCGAGCAACGUGGGCGGCUGGGGCUUCGCGGCGAGCGUCGGCGUCGACCCGCAGCCGUAUUUCCGCGUCUUCAACCCGACGCGGCAGAGCGAGCGGUUCGAUCCGGAGGGCGCAUACAUUCGGCAGUGGGUGCCCGAGCUGCGGGCCAUCGAGGACAAUGCGGCCAUUCACGAGCCCUAUGCACGAGGCGCAGGGGAUGCGGCACACGAGGCUGGCUAUCCCGAGCCCAUCGUCCACCACAAGGAGGCGCGGGAGGCAGCCUUGUCGGUGUACAAGAGGGCACUGGGGCGGGAGUAA